Molecule: messenger RNA, 1872 nt
Organism: Adineta steineri
Lineage: Eukaryota; Metazoa; Rotifera; Eurotatoria; Adinetida; Adinetidae
Source: the annotation of a GenBank genome assembly
AUGAAUAAUAUUAAAAAAUGUAAAGAAGAUAUUAAGAAAUGUAAAGAAGAUAUUAAAACGAAAUUAGAUAAAGGUAUAUUUAAAACAUAUGCAAAACCAAAUACAGCAACAGCAACUUGGUGGAAAAAUUUUCUUAGAAUUCAAGAUGAUAAAGAAAAUAUUAUACCUUAUGUUCAAUGUGUUAAAUGUUUUUCAAUUUUUGCUUAUGAUUCAACUAAAACUGGAUCUAGUACUCAUAAAGCACAUGCUGAAACAUGUCUUGGUGGUAUUAAUUGUAGUGUAGGUAAAAGUAAAGAUAUUGUCUCAAUGCUGAACAAAGAAAAUUUUAUACCAACUAGUUCAAAACGUUUAUUUACCGAAGCAUGUGCUACAUUUUGUUCGUACGAUUUACGUCCAUUUGAAAUAAUUAAUGGUAGUGGUUUUGAAGUAUUAUGUCAAAGUCUAUUGGAUAUUGCUUAUAAUAAUUCUUGUCGAAUUAAAGCUAGUGAUAUUAUUCCUGAUCCAACAACAAUAUCAAGACGCGUGAGAAGUUUAGCUGAAGAACGUCGUGUAGAAUUAAUUGAAUCAUUAUUGUCUGAUCUAAAAAUGGUGAAACUAUUUGGAAUAACAACUGACUUUUGGAAGAAUAAGUUUUCUUCAGAUAGUUAUUUAACAAUUACUAUACAUUAUAAUAAAGAUGGAAAUAUGAUGAAUCUCGUGUUGAAGACUGUUUUAGUUAGCGAAUCUAAAACUGGAGAAAAUACUAAGAAGAUGAUAUGGAAUAUAUUAAAAUCGUUUGGUAUAGAUCCUGAUGUAUUUCAAAUUGUUUACGUCACUGAUAAUGGCUCCAAUUUGAUUUCAGCAUUAGGUGAAGAAGCUCAUUUACGAUGUAUAUGUCAUUGUAUAAAUUUGGUUGUUAAACAAAGUCUUGAUGAAUGUUCAACAAUGAAUGUUUUAAUAUCAGUAUGUCGUGAUUUAGUAACACAUUUUAAAAGAUGUGAACUUCAACAGAAAUUAUCAUCAACAUUAAAACAAGAUAUUUGCACGCGGUGGAAUUCCACAUAUGAUACUUUAUGGUCCAUAUGGUUAAAUUUUGAUGAUAUUGAACAAGUAUUGGAUAAUCGAAAUGAAUCAACUUAUCUUGGAAAAAUUAACCGAUUGAUGGUAAAAGACGUUACAGAUUUACUUGCAAUUUUUAAAAUCGGUAGUGAGAAACUAUCCGCUGAUGAUGUCCCGACAUUACACUCAGUGUUGCCGUGGUUUUACAAAUUUAAAAAAUCAUGUGAAUCCCGUGACACUGAUCCAUUAUACAUUCGUGAAUUAAAACAAAAAAUAUUAGAUAAACUUGAUGAUAAAAUAUGGCUGACAGAUAUUCACUAUAUCGCAACUUUUCUCCAUCCAGAAACAAAAUCUCUUUCGACAUUAUCACAAAAAGAACGAAAUGCUGUUGUACAAUCAGUUAAAAAAAUGAUGAAAACAAUAGGAAUUGUUGAAGAAUCACCUGAUUUAACAAUAACUAUUGAUAAUGAUAGAAGAAAAAAUAAACGAAAUAAACGUGCUAAACGUGAUGAUAUAUCAGUUGAUGAUAUUUUAAAAGAAUUUGUAGCAAAUGAUACAGAUGACGAUGAUGAUGAAGUCUAUGAUGAAGUUUUAGAAUAUAUGAAAAUGAAAGUCAAUUAUCAAACAGGUGAAAAUAUAUUGUUAUGGUGGACGAAGCAUACAUCUAUUUUUCCACAAUUAUCACGUUUGGCACUACCACUUCUUUCAAUUCCAGCAUCAUCAACUACGAGCGAACGUGUAUUUAGUGAAACUGGUCGUAUUCUAGAAGCACGACGUCAACAACUAACUCCAGAUUCACUUGAUUCACUUGUUUUUUUACGUAAUUUUAGAUAA